Molecule: messenger RNA, 1066 nt
Organism: Rana temporaria (common frog)
Lineage: Eukaryota; Metazoa; Chordata; Amphibia; Anura; Ranidae
Gene: RTF2
Product: replication termination factor 2
Exons: 9
Coding region: 74-970 (298 amino acids)
Biological process (GO): mitotic DNA replication termination; site-specific DNA replication termination at RTS1 barrier
Cellular component (GO): nucleus
Source: RefSeq, a predicted model, not a curated record
UUAGGUAAACCCGGAAGCGGAAGCGGCUGAGUGUGAUUAUUAUUAUUGUUGUCAGAGAGAGCUGAGAGACAUCAUGGGUUGCGACGGGGGAACCAUUCCGAAGAGGCAUGAGCUGGUGAAGGGGCCCAAGAAGGUGGAGAAGAUUGAUAAGAAUGCAGAGCUGGUCGCCCGCUGGUAUUACUGCACUCUGAGCCAGGAGAAGCUGAAGAAGCCCAUUGUGUCCUGUGAGCUGGGCAGGUUGUACAAUAAAGAUGCGGUCAUUGAAUUCCUGCUGGACAAAUCUCCAGACAAGCCUCAUGGCGAUUCCGCAGGUCACAUCAAGAGCAUGAAGAACAUCAUUGAAUUGAAUCUGAGUGACAAUCCAGCCUGGAUGGGGGACAAAGGCAACACCAAAGGAGACACGUAUGACGAGCAGCGCGCCCAGUUCAUCUGCCCCGUCGUUGGACUGGAAAUGAACGGCAAACACAGAUUCAGUGUGCUGAGACGCUGCGGCUGUGUCUUCUCUGAGCGCGCCCUGAAGAUGAUCAAGACCGACGUCUGUCACAAGUGCGGUGGCGGAUUCCAGGCAGACGAUCUCAUCCUGCUGAACGGGGAUAAGGACGAGGUGGAGGAGCUCAGGAAGAAGAUGGAAGACAGGAGGCUGAAGGCCAAGGUGGAGAAGAAAUCCAAGAAGUCCAAGGCGGUGGAGAGCGCGCCUUCCAAUGGGGAGACAGCUGAAGGAGCUCCGGGACCCUCAAAGACUAUAGAUGGAAAGAAAGACGACCCCAAAGAUAAAGGCAGUUCUGGUUCAAGCGAGGAGUCCAAACCCUCCGGAAUUGGCUCCACAUCGUCCAACAGCGCCACCAAGAGGCCGAACCACGACCAUGGGAAGUCCGAGGCCUACAAAUCCCUCUUCACCUCGCACAGCUCGGCUAAGCGCACCAAGGAGCAGUCCUCUAAUUGGAUCACCCACACCCCCUAUCACUUCUAGUCAUCGAGUAUUUAAUAUUCCCCAUACACAGUAUAAGGUCAUUGCACCGUUCGUGUACACCAGGGGGGGUCUCGUGUACUCCAGGGGGUCUCAUGG